Dioscorea cayenensis subsp. rotundata (Guinea yam) is the source of this 1109-nucleotide messenger RNA. RefSeq lists its product as uncharacterized. Bases 12 to 1043 code for a protein of 343 amino acids. The record is from RefSeq and is a predicted model, not a curated record. Lineage: Eukaryota; Viridiplantae; Streptophyta; Magnoliopsida; Dioscoreales; Dioscoreaceae. The transcript has 2 exons.
CACAAAUCUCGAUGCGAAUCACCGGAGAUCAAGUGGCACGGCGGCGCCUCCACAAGGCAAUCCUCCUCCUCGCCGCAGUGACCCUCCCAUGCACUCUCCUCUACCUCAGCCCCACGCCAUCCACCACCUGGUUCCUCCUCUCCAACCCCUCUCAGCCGAUUACCCCCUCCUCCUCCUCCUCCUCUCAAGACCUCCGGCAAGUUCUCAAGGCCGCGGCCAUGGCGGACAAGAAGACGGUGAUUUUAACGAUGGUGAACUCUGCUUGGAUAUCACCGGGUUCGGUGAUGGAUUUGUUCAUGGAGAGCUUCAAGCUUGGGAAUGGGACGAGUGAGUUGUUGGAUCAUUUGGUGUUGGUGGCCAUGGAUGAGAAGGGUUACGUGAGGUGCAUGCAGGUGCACAACCACUGUUUCGCGUUGACCACUGAAGGCGUUGACUUUUCAGAGCAGAAGAACUUCAUGUCCGGUGGUUACUUGAAGAUGAUGUGGAGAAGGCUUGAGUUUCUUGGAACUAUUCUUAACUUGGGCUUUGACUUCAUCUUCUCAGACGCUGAUAUAAUGUGGUUAAGAAAUCCUUUGCUACAUUUCUAUUCAGAUGGAGAUAUUCAAUUUUCUUGUGAUAGAUUUAGUGGCUUUUCAGAGGACAUGAACAACGUUGCAAAUACUGGUUUUUAUUAUGUCAAAUCCAACAACAAGACCAUAAAUUUUUACAAGUAUUGGUAUUCAUCAAGAGUUAAUUAUUCUCGGCAUCAUGAUCAAGAUGUUUUUAAUUUUAUCAAAAAAGACUCAUACGCAAGAGAAUUAGGGGUAAAAUUUAAAUUUCUUGAUACGGUUAAUUUCGGUGGAUUUUGUCAACCCAGCAAAGAUUUCAACCAGGUUUGUACUAUGCAUGCUAAUUGUUGUAUUGGCUUGAGCCGGAAAAUACAUGACCUUGGUUUGGUGCUUGAUGAUUGGAGGAAGUAUAUGAGGAUGAGUUCAGAGGAAAGACAAACUCAAAGAAUGUCUUGGGGUGCGCCGAAAAAUUGUAGUCUCGCUCCACUUGGUUAGCAUGCUUGUUGUUUUAUAGGAUUGUUGUGUGAAUUUUUUAAAAAAAAAUUAUAUAUGAAUAAUCAA